AUGUCAAAACCAGAAUUGUGCACAGAAAAAGAAUCAUCCAGCCGUAAAGUUGAACCUGAUGUUAGCCAUGGACUUAUUAAGAAGGAUAAAACAGAAGAAAGUUCUAUUAGUGAAUAUUCUGAAACGGUAAAACUGGAUCCAAGUACAAACAUUGGGGAAAAUGAUUUAAGUAUCCGUGAGUUGGCUAGUGAAUUUGAAAAAAAGAGCAAGUCAGCUAGUUCGGCGAACAAAUUUAUUACUAAUCUUCUUUUAAUCAUCAUCUACAUCAUCAUAUGGUUUUACUUUCUCAGAAACGUAAUAUAUGACAACGCUACUACCACAGUAUUUGAUAGUGCGAAUAAAACCGCAAGUCAGAUAUUCUUAGUAACAUCAGCAUUUAUUUUGGUGUUGGCAGCUUCUUUUCUGCUCAUGAUCGAUUACCGUAAGUUGAUGUUUAUCAUUCAUUCCAGGGUGUAUUCAUACCACUUGAUGAGGUUCUCUUACAACCAUCUAGCAUUGCUUUUACGAAACUAUGAAUUGGUUACAAGGAUCAGAAGUAUGUUCUCUGAGAAUCUCUUGUUCCACAUGAGUAUGUUACUGUUCACUCCAUUUAUUUUUAUCCUUCUAUAUUUGAUAUUUCGUAACAGUGCCAAGAGCGUAGCGGUUGUUCUGAUACAUACCAAUUUCUACGGGUUCAGAAGUGUUUUGUUUCACUGCUUUUUGGAUUUAUUUGUGUCUGUUAUUGACGUAGUUCUAAUUUUUUUCGUCAUUGAACUCAAGAAAGCGUUCAACAUUCUCGAUUACGUAUCGUUAUUUCUUUUGGGAAUCAUUCACUUCGCUUUUGUUAAAUUCUACGUCAUAAUAUCAACCGUUGAAGUUUUGAAGCGAAGAAGCAGCAAUGCUAACGAUACUCAGUACAAAAACGUGACAAGCGUUGAUAAAUCGUCAAGAGAAGCCACAAUAAGUGAUGUAUCGGAAAGUAAUGAACCCGGAACUGAGUUAUUCGGUACCAAAGACCGCAAAAAUCUGUUCUGUAGUGUCGUGUCAUCAAUUGCCUCUAAUCUAUCUUUCAUCACGCUUUCGUGUGUGUUCAGCCUGUUUAGUGUAUUUAGAUUACUGCCAUUUGGCAUAAACAAGAGAAUCAGAAAAUCUGUUUGGCAAUAUUUCUGCUAUAACUUAAUUUUUACGCUGGUUGUCUCCGUUUAUGAGAAAAUAGAUUGUUUUGAUACCUUUAAGUACAAAAACAAGAAACUUGGCAACCUUUUAAAGGCGUAUCAACCAUAUAAAUUCAACAUCCCCUUUCUUGUUUCACUAGCGUUUUCUAUGGUGUACAUCUAUGGCCCAGAAUCCACAAUAAAUAAGAGCAUCAUCUUUUACUUUCUCCUUAGAACUGGAAUCGCUCUUAACGACUUUAUUUACGCCUAUGGAUUGUACUUCAUUUAUUACCAUUAUAGGAACAGAGAGUAGACGAGAUGUGCCGAAACAGGGUCCUUCCAUACCAAUUAAAAUAGUUCAUU
Molecule: messenger RNA, 1496 nt
Organism: Vavraia culicis subsp. floridensis
Lineage: Eukaryota; Fungi; Microsporidia; Pleistophoridae
Exons: 1
Coding region: 1-1446 (481 amino acids)
Source: RefSeq, a predicted model, not a curated record